AUGGCGGCGGCGGCGGGACGGGCCCUGCCGGGACGGGCCCUGCCGGGACGGGCCCUGCCGGGGUCCCCGCUGCUCCCGGCCCGCGCCUGCGGAGACGCGGCGGGCUGGGACCGGCGGGAACGCUCCUACUGGCGGGCGCUGCGGCGCCGGGUGCUGGGCCCGCCCGUGCCGCCGUUCGCCGCCCCGGUGCAGGUGGGAGCCCCGGUGCUGCGGGGCGCCGCCGCCGCCGUGUCCCCGGAGCAGCUGGGCGGCCCCGAGCUGCGGCGGCUGGCGGCGGCGCUGGCGGCCGGGCUGCGGGACCGGCCGUGCCUGGGGCUGAGCGCUCCGCAGCUCGGGGUGCCGCUGAAGGUCUUCGCCGCGGAGCUGCCGCCCGCCCGCUGCGCCCGGUACCCGCCGGCACUGCGCCAAGCGCACCGCAUCGAGCCCUUUCCGCUCCGCGUCCUCGUCAACCCCGCGAUCCGCGUCCUCGACACCCGCCUCGUCACCGGCCCCGAGGGCUGCGCCAGCAUCCACGGCUUCUCCGCCUACGUCCCGCGGCACUGGGCCGUCCAUGUCUCCGCUCCUCCCACUCUCAUACGGGUCCCCCCUUUUCCCCCCUAAUCACCCCCCAACCCACCGCUACCCCGGGCGCAGGCGUGGAUGAGCUGGGGAUGCCGGUGAGCUGGGAGGCGUCGGGCUGGGCCGCCCGGAUCAUCCAGC
Messenger RNA from Haemorhous mexicanus (house finch), 699 nucleotides. It is a transcript of the gene PDF, whose product is annotated as peptide deformylase, mitochondrial. The transcript has 2 exons. NCBI's taxonomy places the organism in Eukaryota, Metazoa, Chordata, Aves, Passeriformes, Fringillidae. The coding region runs from base 1 to 600 and encodes 199 amino acids. Gene Ontology annotation, biological process: peptidyl-methionine modification; N-terminal protein amino acid modification. Gene Ontology annotation, cellular component: mitochondrion. Gene Ontology annotation, molecular function: peptide deformylase activity. The record is from RefSeq and is a predicted model, not a curated record.